Vidua macroura (Pin-tailed whydah) is the source of this 4281-nucleotide messenger RNA. RefSeq names its product ADP-ribosyl cyclase/cyclic ADP-ribose hydrolase 2-like. The transcript has 9 exons. Gene Ontology annotation, cellular component: plasma membrane. Gene Ontology annotation, biological process: positive regulation of B cell proliferation. Gene Ontology annotation, molecular function: phosphorus-oxygen lyase activity; NAD+ nucleosidase activity. The record is from RefSeq and is a predicted model, not a curated record. Lineage: Eukaryota; Metazoa; Chordata; Aves; Passeriformes; Viduidae. The coding region runs from base 143 to 1093 and encodes 316 amino acids.
GCUUUUGUCUUGUGUACUGAGCUGUAGCUAGUACUGAAAAUAUUAAACGUUCAGACUGCAGGUUUCCAUUUAAAUUGUACCAUUGAACUCUACUUUUUUAUUUCUUUUUUUUCCUUUUAAGAGUUUGGAUUGUCAAGAAUUCAUGAUGAUGAGCCCUUUUUUUCCUCUUUUAUUUGUCUCUGUUCUGUGUAUGAACAGUUUCUCAGGAGUGCAGGGAAGGAAAUGGAAAGGUGAAGGUACUACUCAAAACCUGGAAAGUAUUGUCAUUGGAAGAUGCUAUGAUUAUAUUAGAAUUGUGAAUCCUGCUGUUGGUGAGAAGAAUUGUACACAAAUAUGGGAAGCAUUUAAAAAUGCAUUUAUUAACAAGGAUCCUUGCAGCAUUCUACCUAAGGAUUAUGAAUUAUUUAUCAACCUCACAUUUCACACGAUUCCACCUAACAAGUCUCUUUUCUGGGAAAAUAAUCAGCUACUAGUCAGUAGCUUUGCUGACAGAGGACGUCGCUACAUGCCUCUGGCUGAUACUCUGUUUGGCUUUGUUGGAGAUCUUCUGAACUGGUGUGGGCAGGCAGACAGCCCUGGCCUGGACUAUGAAUCCUGCCCUACCAUGAUGGAAUGUGAAAACAACGCAGUGGAUUCUUUCUGGAGGAUGACCUCAAUCAUUUAUGCACAGCACAGCUCUGGGGUGAUACAGGUCUUGCUGAAUGGUUCUGCAGAGGGAGGAGCUUAUCCACAGACAGGUUUUUUUGCAGAUUAUGAAAUACCUAAUCUCCAGAAAGACAAAAUCUCACAAGUUGUCAUUUGGGUUGUGGAUGAUAUUGAAGGACCAGAUCUAGAUUCCUGUGGAACUAAUAGUGUAAAGACAUUAGAAAACAGGCUGAAAACUCUUGGUUUUGAUGUCACUUGCAGUGACAAUUACAAGUCUGUAAUGUUCUUACUCUGCUUGGAUAAUCCUGAUGAUUCUAAGUGUGCCCUUGCAUCAUCUGCACCGGCAGCACAAAGAGGACCUAUAUCUUCAGACAGAGGAGGCAGCUGGAACAAGCUUAUGUUUGUUUCUUUUGCAGGCUUUUUGUUCAGAUUUGCUUUAGUGUACUGAGUUAAUCAACUGAAUCCAUUUCCUCCGUUUGACUUAGAUGGCUAUAAAUUUGGCUUCAGCUGAUUUCUAACAGCAAUUUCAUCCUACUUCUGCGACUGGAAAAUCUGCCAUAUUAAAACCUUGCAUACUAAAUAUUGGCUUGUUUUACUAUCAGAAAUUAUCCUAUUGCUACUAGAAAGCCUUGCCCUUCAUUUUCUUUUUCUAGAAGAAGUUCAUUGCUAUUUCCUAUUAUCUUUAUUCUCCAGAAUUAAACCGAGAAUAAUACUUCCUGUUCACAUAUUUCAGAAAGAAAAAUGAUAUUAUGCAUACAUCACCCACAGAGAUUACUUGUUUGUAAAACCAUCCUAGCAUAUGACCUUGGAAACUAAGUGACUGAUUAUCAUGUUUUGGGAAGGCAAAACAUAAAUUCAAGUGGGAGAGAUCUUAGAUUGCUCACUUGAUACAAGAUGCGAUAGGUAAGACAGUAGAAAAGUAAAUUAAUUUUCAUAAGUGGUCCAGUACUUGGGCCCAAAUUAAAAAUUAGGGUACAUCAAGACUCUGGGUGCAUACUUGCAUACAGUAUUUUACCACAUAAUGGCAAUUGCUUCAUCAUCUGCACAGCUGUUCCCCAGAUGUCUGUUUCCUGGCCACUGGAUAGCAAAUAGUCAGAAAUACCAGGUCUAGAAAGUUCCACAGUUUUUCUACCACAAUGUGAUUUAUGGUAUAUCAAAUUCAGAUAAAGAACCUGCCAAGUCAGACACUGGCCUGCUGGCAGUGAACUCGGAUACGGGGUUCAGAACACACUGAGGAGAGAGCAGAUGCCAUCCUGAAGGUUUCUUGGGUUACUUGUGUGAAUUCCAGUGCUUCAGCUAGAGGCUCCUCUAAACCACCAGGACAUCCAGCUACCAAUAAAUCUUCAGAAAAAAAUAGUCAUUAUACAGAGAAUAAUUGUAUGUAGAUAUCUUUUAGCUUCUGUACUAUUUAUUUGUGUUUGUAUUGACUGGUUGCCAGGAAACUUGGAGAGGAUGUUCCUGUUAUCUCAAUGAAUCCGAUUUAAGGGUCCAUAAUAGAUUUACAUCCUUUCAAUCCCUGAUGCAACUGUAGCAUGUAUGUUUGAAAGAUAAAAUAUUUAAAAUAUGUUGUAGUUGCUUAUUUGUCUUGCUUCCCUGCCUGUAAUAAUCUUUAAUUUGGUUUUAAUGCAAAUCUUUUUACAUUGCACACAUAUUUGGGUUUGCCUACGUGACAGGUGGGUUUAGGCUCCAGCUUGAAGGAUUUUUGUAUCUGUUUCAGACACAAAAAAGUACUGAAAAUACAAAAGUACUGAAAUCAGAAGUUACAGACCUUUAAAAAUCUGGGUUGUAUUAUGCCUCAAAAUUGUUCCCUAUCUGUGCUGUAAUUAUAGUUUUUGAUUAGUUCCUUGAACAUCCUCUUCAUUUUUAAUUGUUUUAUUUUUUCAUUUUUUAUUUACAACAGCCACCAGAGUAGUAAGAAAGGUAUCUGUAACACCUCAUAGCUAAAGGUGUCUGAGUCACAUCUCAGAUAGCUAAAGCCAAGCAAUUUUGAUCAAUCUUCUAUUUGCCCACAGCAGAUCAUAUCAUGACACAUUUUGGGCCACAGGCUGUAGAGACUGUGUGUGUGAGGCUCCCAGGUGUCCCAGCCAGCAUCAGGGCUGGUGUGUCCUACCUACCAACCUGUGUGUGAGAUCCAGAGAACAGCUUAAUGCCAUUAACCACCCAUGUGCCUCUUAGGCAACUUCCAGCCACAAGCCAAGCAUCCCAGCUGGCCAACUUUUGCUUUCCAGCUUAUGAAAGCUUUCCAGCCUCUGCAUGUGAUUGACUCCAGCAGCACAGUCAGUGCUGGCAGUUACACAUGGUACCAAACACUGUAGAAAGUGUUAAAUAAUUCUGUUUUGGAAAAAAAAAAUAUAAAGUAGGAUAGCUACAGUUUAAACAAUUGAGAUUUUUUUUUAAUGCAUAACCUUAUGUCAAAAACAACACACUCAGAACCUCUUGCAGUGUUUUCUUCUUUCUAAUGUUCUUUCCUUUUUUUCCCAUUACUUCAACUCAGUAGCAAAGACAGCAAUUUUUUUUCUAAUACCUGUUCAAUAAAGUGUCUCAAACUUGCUUUAAAAACUUGGGAAUAUCGUAAAGAUUUUUAGCUAACCAAAAUAUAUAGCUAGUAAAAAAAAAGCAACAAGGCAAAGUUCUAGAUGCAUAGGUUUCCUGAGAUUUUUUGAGGCAGCAAAUUUCAAGCUGAGAGUGAAUAAUUUGUUCUGAGUUUAACAUAAUGGUUUUAAUCUGUGUAAAAGAACAGUGUGACUCAGAAGGUGAGGGGCAGAAGUGUCAGCAAAGCAAGAAGUAAUAAGGUCAUUUGUUACUCCCAGAGGGAGGGAGGACAUGAACAUGACUUUUUAUUUAUUUCUACAUCUAUAAAGAUGUGAAUAGUACUAUUUACAGAUAUAUGUUACACCUUAGUGGUGACUGUCAGCCAGGUGAGCCUGUGCUAUGUCUUGAACACUCAGGAAAUGCUCUAAUUAGCACUACCUUAUGUAAGAGCUGCGCCAAAUGUGGAGAAAUCAUACUGUCCAAAAGGCAUUUGCCCUGUUCCUUAAACUCAUUCAGUCCUGGGGAAGUUCACAAAUAUAGAUUCAAAAUGUUUCAACCAUUCAUAUUUGUACUAGCAGUACUAAAAAAACCAGCUGUCUCCAGAUGUGAAUUUGAGGGAGAAAAUGUUUCAGAUUAAAACAAUAUAUAUAUCACUUAAUUUUGAGUCCUGUUGGAUGCCAAAAUCCUGUGUAAAUCUAUUAGCAUCCAACUACUUAUGACAAAUGAAAACAUGGUGUGCAGGAGCAUUACAAGGUUUUCUGCAUUUCUGCAGACAGACCUGUGGAAGCUACUGAGACUAAGGCAGUAUUUCCUGCUGUGCCCAUUUUGUGGACCAUGUAAGAACUCAGUUAUCUCACAUUCUUCAUUGCUGUAUAGAAGUUAAUAUAAUCUCCCCUCCUACUAACCUACUUUUUCUUUUUGCUACAUAAAUUUCAGUCAUUGUAUCUGAAGAAGCUGAACUCUAAUUCAGAGUAGUUCCUUUUUCCAGCAUGUAUGUGCAUGUACACAUAUACAUCUGCUCACACCUGCUCUGCCUAUUUUUAAAUGCAAAGUCCUGAGUACUCUGGAGCAAAAAGUUAUGAGAAUAAAGCAAAGACAACUUGA